This is a messenger RNA of Neoarthrinium moseri, 402 nucleotides long. RefSeq lists its product as uncharacterized. Gene Ontology annotation, biological process: 2-oxoglutarate metabolic process. The transcript is spliced from 2 exons. Bases 1 to 402 code for a protein of 133 amino acids. NCBI's taxonomy places the organism in Eukaryota, Fungi, Ascomycota, Sordariomycetes, Amphisphaeriales, Apiosporaceae. The record is from RefSeq and is a predicted model, not a curated record.
AUGCAGGCCACUCGAGCUUUGCGCCAGGCCGCCCACGCCGCCGAGCGUACCCCAUUGAUCAGAUUCGUCGGCAGGCGCCACGAGAUCCCAGCCAAGGUUGACCACAGCCCGCAACCACACCCGGCCUCGCCCACCGGCUCGCUGCCCUCGGGCUUCGGCUCCGGCAACGGCAACUCGCACAUGUCCUUCAGCAGCUACCGCGACUCGGCCCAGCAGCACGGCCCCCUGCGCAAGAGCGUCGGCCUCAUCGGCGGCCAGCCCGGCGCCAAGCUGGGCCCCGUCGAGGCCCCCAAGGGCCAGUUCUUCGACCGCAGCGAGCUGCCCGCCCGCUUCCGCCGCGCCCCCAUCGACCUCAGCGAGAUCGAGGCCGUCGAGAGCGGCGGUGCUGCUCUCUUCGGUUGA